UUAUCCGGGUGGGCACCGAAGACAGAACUUCUGCCCAGAGGCCCCAGCUGUCUCCAUUGGUGAAGCCUCACCUGACCCACUUUUGCAGGGGCUUAUAGAAUGUCAGAGCUGAAAAUGGGCUUAGAAAACAGCACCACAGCUGGAAGAAAAGGACCUGAGAAGCCACCCAAUACAAUCCCUCAAUUUUAUAAGGAAAGAAAAUAAAGAUCAGACACUUAGAUAAUGACUUGACCAAAGUCAACAAGCUAAGUGGCAGAGCAGAGCUGGAACCCAAGACUUCUGCCUUUUAAAUUUUGCAGACACCCACUGUGCCGUCUGAAGUUUCCACCCUUGUGGGGAUUAGGCUUGCUCACUAGGGCUAUUGAGAUGAUAGCCAAGAAAGUGCUUUGAAAAAGUUAAAAAACAAACUACUUAACGUCCAUGUGAGGGAUUAUUGGAUUUUUACUUUGUUAGAAACGGCUUCAGAAACCUUUUGGAACUGCUUCCAGUGAAACUGGCCUUGUUCACAUAAGACAUCCCAUCUCCUCGGUGCCUUUUUACACAGGUUGUACCCCAUGCCUGGGAUACUUUUGUAAUCUCUGCCUCACAGAAUCCCUAGUUUCCUUCAAAACCCAGCUAGAAAUGUGAGGUUUUUCUCGAUCCUUGUCCCUCCUCCCUCAAUUCCUUUUGUCCACACUUUGUAUUGAUUUUGUUCUAACACGUGUUCAUGUCUCCUCAGAAGAAUGCAAGCUCCAUGAGACCAGAGACUGAUUCAUUUUGUCUUUGGAUCACCAGUGCCUAGCAAAAAAAGUCGGUGCUUAAUGAGUGUUUAUUGAUUGAUCCAUCCUGGGAGAGAGGGGGAGGUGUGGGGCACUUCGCUGUUGUUUCUGUAGAGGACUCCUGGGUGAGCGCCAUCCCAAUGGGGUAGGGGUAUUCAGUCUAAGUAGAUGAAUCCCAAUUCCAAGGGUUCGAGAUUCUGGACUUGGGCACUGCACUGCAAGAUCCCACAUCUGUAAGUUCCUCAUUACAACCGUUUUCCCGUCACUUAUACCGAACAGGUCUGGGCCGCAGAAUCCAGCGACUGAUGCGGCCAGUGGUUUUCGAUCCUGGGCUCCCAAGGCCGGUGAGCCCGGAGCAGGCGGAGUCGGGGGCGGGGCCGUGGCAGGAAGAGACCGGAGGGAACCGCGGAGCCGAGUAGGGAGGCCGUGUCAUCGCUGGGGCUUCGCGCACCAUGGCCUCCCGCCUUCUGCACCGCCUGCGGCACGCCCUGGCCCUAACUGGAGAGGGCCCGGGGGAGCCGGCCCCAGGCUCGGAGGCUGAGGAAUUCCCGGAGAGCUCGGAGCUCGAGGAGGAUGAUACCGAGGGCUUAUCCACACGUCUCAGUGGCACCUUGAGUUUCACCAGCACGGAAGAUGAUGAGGAAGAGGAGGAAGAGGAGGAAAACGGAGAUCCUCUGGGAUCAGGGCCUGCCCUGGGCCGAAGACUUAAGAGUCCUGGAGAGGAUGGAUCUGGCGAGGAUGGAGAUCGGAGUGCUCCAACAGAAGGUUCCCGAGGCAGUAACCUCUUGACUCGGCAACUACAAGACUUCUGGAAAAAGUCAAAAAGUAACCUGGUACCCCAGCGGCUGCUCUUUGAAGUGACCAGCGCCAACGUCAUCAAUGAGCCCCCCUCCAAGUACGUGCUCUACACCAUCGCCCUGAUAGGCCCCGGGCCACAGGAACACGUGCCAGCCCAGAUUUCCCGGCGCUACUCAGACUUUGAACGACUACACCGGCAACUUCGGCAGCAAUUCCGCGGUCCCAUGGCUGCAGUUUCCUUCCCCCGAAAACGUCUACGGAGGAAUUUUACUGCUGAGACCAUUGCCCGCCGCAGCCGAGCCUUUGAACAAUUCCUGGGGCACCUGCAGGCUGUUCCUGAGCUUCGUGAGGCACCUGGCCUCCAGGACUUUUUCAUCCUACCCGAGCUUCGACGGGCACAAAGGCUUACCUGCACUGGCCUCUACCGGGAGGCCCUAGGGCUCUGGACUAACGCCUGGCGCCUGCAGACCCAACUAGGCACUCCAGUAGGUGCCCAUCGGACACUGUUGACUCUGGUAGGCCUGGCCGUGUGCCACCAAGAGCUGGAGCAACCCAGUGAAGCACGGCUGAGUUGUGAGCAGGCGCUGCAGCUGUUGGGAGCUAGUGAUUCCCAUCCCCUGCUGGGACCUUUUCUUGAGGCUCAUGUUCGCCUCUCCUGGAGGCUUGGCAUUGACAAGCGCCAGUCAGAGGCCCAGCUCCAGGCCCUGCAAGAAGCUGGCCUCACCUCCACUCCACCCCCCAGCCUCAAGGAACUGCUUAUCAGGGAGGCUCUGGACUGAAAGGGCUUCUUCCCAUCCUGACAGGGAUGGUGGGUAAGAAGCUGUGGGGACAGGACUGACAAUAGAGGGUGGUAAGAACUAGAAAAAUCAUAGUUUCAGAAAAGACCUAGUCUAACCCUCUGGAUCUGUUUCCUUCUCAUACAACUUGCCUAAGGUUACACAGGUUAGUAAGCAGCAGGUCUCCAAUGUCGACGUAGGUUCUUUGCCUUGGGAUUAAGACCCUCAUGUCUUUUCAGUGGGUUACCAUUUUGCUGUGCCCCCAACUAGCCCUGCGUCUCUGUGGUCAGCCUUACCUGCAGGGGGCAGUGAUGGGAACGGAGGAGUCUGGCAUGUUUCUCUACCAAGGAGCAGCAAUGGACUCCUCCCCAGACUCUGCCCCCUCCAUUAUCCCUUUCCCAUCCAGCUUGGAGUGUCAGUCUCCUCAAAAGGCCAAGAGUAGUGGAGCGACUGCUCGAGACCAGGGGAAUAAAAAGGCGGAAUCCUC
Molecule: messenger RNA, 2819 nt
Organism: Vombatus ursinus (common wombat)
Lineage: Eukaryota; Metazoa; Chordata; Mammalia; Diprotodontia; Vombatidae
Gene: SNX21
Product: sorting nexin family member 21
Exons: 6
Coding region: 1211-2335 (374 amino acids)
Biological process (GO): protein transport
Cellular component (GO): early endosome membrane
Molecular function (GO): protein binding; phosphatidylinositol phosphate binding
Source: RefSeq, a predicted model, not a curated record